Molecule: messenger RNA, 1308 nt
Organism: Peronospora belbahrii
Lineage: Eukaryota; Oomycota; Peronosporomycetes; Peronosporales; Peronosporaceae
Source: the annotation of a GenBank genome assembly
AUGCCUAUGGAAACCCAACAAGAGCUGCGACGUCUGCCGGGAAACAACCAUUGUGUGGACUGUAAUGCCCCAUAUCCUCAAUGGGCAACCGUUUCGUACGGCACCUUUAUGUGUCUUGAGUGUUCCGGUCGUCACCGUGGAUUGGGUGUGCAUAUUUCGUUCGUGAGGUCUGUCACGAUGGAUUCAUGGACGGAUAAGCAGGUAAUGCAGAUGCAAAAGGGAGGAAACGAUUCUUUUCGUGCAGCAUUCUCUGCUGCUGGAGUUCCCACCGAUCUGUCUAUCAAUGAGAAGUACAAUACGCCACAGGCGGAGGCCUAUCGCCAGCGUUUGACAGACAUUGUCGAAGGGCGCGCUCCGCGGUCGCUGCCUCGGUGGGAUACGAGCAAUAACAAAUCGGCUUCUUCUUCCUUUUCUUCUCCUUCGUACCCUGGUGGCGGCUCAGCUGGAAACGGUACGCGUGGCGUUGAGGCGCUCAAGGGCGAGUCGGAGCAGGACUACGUUAGUCGUCAGACAAAGCUGCGCGAAGAGGCUCGUGCCCGCAUGGCUGCUAAGUUUGGCAGUAACGGUAUGCAAGGCAUUGGAAGUGGCGGUGAAACGCGGGCGCCUCAGGCCUCGCCUGGCGGUCUAGGAGAUUUAUCGGGUGCUUUUGGCUACAUAACCAGUACAGUCACGACGGCCGCUAGCUCGGCUGCCAGCCUUGUGAAAGACCAAGAUUUAGGAUCGAAGGUGUCGUCGGGCUGGUCUUACGUGCAGAGCGCUAUCCAGGACCCGGCACUCACCGACAAUGUUAAGUCUUCUGCCACAUCUGGUUGGUCAGUGCUUUCCAGUAGCGCUUCCGCUAUUUUGCAAAGCGCGCAAUCUGCAGUAAACGGAAAGGUCAUUUCGAAUGGCGAUUCAUCUGGUAUGAGUAGCACCUUCCCUCGCACUAACUGUGAGCUUCCUUCUUCCAGCAAGUACACAGGUAUUGGCAGUGGUAACAGCAGUACAAGUCGUGAUCAUGACAACAACUCGUGGUUGGAUUCGCAGCUCAGUGGCAGCGCUAGCAACAUCUCCGACACCAGUAGUGGUAGUUUCCACGCACCAUCGCAGCAGCCUAAGCCAACUCGGACGUCUGACAUGUUUGGAUCAUCAUCAUUCAGUACCGAUGGUAGCAAUCACGAUCUACUUGGGCUUUCUUCCUUGUCUGUUGCGUCUGCUACAAGUAGCAGUGGCUCAGCAGCUGCUGCCGCAGCACCACCUCCAGCUUGUGUCGUAAAAGACAAGAAGGCGAAGAAAGAUGUCGACUUUUUUGGUGAGUUUGGCUUUUAA